AGUACGUUACUGCUUCUGUUUCUCACAGCAGGCACCUGCAACUGUGAGGUUGGGUUAUAUCUGGAAGAGCAAUUACUUUGCUCAACAAAUAGUGGAGUAACUUCCAAUAGGGACGGACAUUUAACAUCCUGACAAUCAACAUCAGAGCAAGAGGAACAAAGAUAAACGUGAUUAUGAACUAACAAAAAGAAAAAUCCAUUUAUGAAGAGUUAGACAUCGGAAGUCUCCAAGAAUACUGAGGUUCAGAUGUCAACCAUUCAUGAUGAAAAUCUGGAGCUAUGUUCGAGUUUGCCACCUGUUUACACUUUGUGAGGGAAUAGUACUGGCCUCGCCCAAUACAAGUACUGUCGCCACAGUGGGAGAACAGAUCAUGUUCUGUGUAAAUCUCCAGGAAGAAGAUAACUAUAUGGUAGAACUUGCCAGCACUCCAGACAUUUUUAUUGCAAAAUGGAUAGUCAACACUUCAGUAAAACCUGAGACCAUACAACCCAUGUAUGAAGGCAGAGUUCGAUGGAACACGAACGGUUCCUUGAUGUUGGAUAAUGUUCAGAUCAGUGACAGUAAAAUAUAUACCAUAACAAUCUCCUUGCUCAACGUAGAUACAGGUGACACUCAAAAACAUGUUUUUGAUUUGUCUGUGUUUGAACGAAUUACCCAGCUUGCUGCGAAUAUUACUUCUGACUGUUCAUCUCUGAACAUAAUUCUGAACUGCUCUGUCUCUUCUGGAACUAACAUCACAUUUCUUUGGAGAAAAAAAUCCAUACACGGAGCCUCUGACGGUGUGUACAAUGGAUCAGACCUAGUGAUCAAUAGGAGCAUUGAAGCGGAACAACAUGUGUACAUAUGUCAAGCAAAGAAUGCGGUCAGCAAUGCAACUAGUGACGCAGUGACACCAAAGAUAUGUCAUAAAGGUAACUUGCUAUGGAUGAUUUCAAUUGGCCUUAUACCAGUGGUACUCAUUGCUGUGUUAUUCAUUUCUAUAAAAGCAGUAGGUAGAGAGACUCGGGAACGUAUUGAACCAACAGAUGUCUUCACAGAUGAACUGAUUGAACCUACAUACAUUACCUCACUGAACCCAGCAGGAAUGCCCAAACAUUCCGCAGAAGAAUAUGUUUAUGAACGACAGUAAAAUUCCAAUAAUCUGUUAUCGAUCAUUGGGAGAUCCAGAUGGUUCAGAAUCUGACUCACUGGUGAUGUUGCCCACAUCCCAUGUUAACCCACCAGGGCCGGUCUUGUACACCUUUUAAACUUACCAUCGCCAAGCUCUGUACAUGCUCACCAGGGGCCCAUUCCCAUACCCUGCAGCAAGAAACAAACUACUGGAAGAACUCAGCGGGUCAAACAGCAUCCGCAAAGGGAAAUGCACAGUCGAUGUUUUAGGUCAGGAUCCUACAUCUGGAGAUGUAUAAAGGAUCCCCACGCAAAGUGUCGACUGCCCAUGUCCCUCCACAGAUAAAGUUGGGCUGAGAACACAGCUGUAAAUUACAACUGUAAUGACAAAGACAUUUUGCUGCAAAUCAUAAAUUUGUCAAUUCUGCUGUUGCAAUUCCAUAA
Amblyraja radiata (thorny skate) is the source of this 1554-nucleotide messenger RNA. RefSeq names its product carcinoembryonic antigen-related cell adhesion molecule 2-like. Gene Ontology annotation, cellular component: membrane. The coding region runs from base 260 to 1129 and encodes 289 amino acids. NCBI's taxonomy places the organism in Eukaryota, Metazoa, Chordata, Chondrichthyes, Rajiformes, Rajidae. The transcript has 6 exons. The record is from RefSeq and is a predicted model, not a curated record.